AUGAUUGACAACUUAAGGGACAUAGCUACUGAAGUAAAGCCUAAGUUUGUCAUUUCAGAAAUGAAAAGAGCACAUGGAAUAGAUGUUGGUUAUGGAAAAGCAUGGCAUGCUAUUCAAAAAGAGUUAUCUUUAUUAAGAGGAACAACUGAACAGAAUUAUGAGCAGCUGGCAUCAUAUUUGUAUAUGAUCGAACAAAAAAAUCCAGGAUCAUAUACUAAUAUUCAGAGAGAUGCAGAAAACAGUAUGUUAUACGGGAUAUUUUACGGGAUGUUUGCCUUGUGUAAGAUUUCUCUCCAGUAUUUUUACGGGAUAUCUGCCUUGUGUUUGUCUACAUGUUUUUCAUGUAUGGGGCAUCAAUUUCUGGNGUAUUGUAGACCACUUAUUGCAGUUGAUGGAACAUUUCUAAAAAAUAAAUAUAGAGGUGUUCUGUUAGUGGCUGUUACAAAAGAUGCAAAUAAACAGAUUUUCUCUAUAGCAUUUGGGGUAGCGGAUUCAGAGAAUAACGAAUCAUAUGAAUGGUAUUUCAGAGAAUUAAGAAAAGCAAUUGGGAUUCGUAAGGAUUUAAUGUUUUUGUCAGAUCGACACAAGGCCAUUGCAAAUGGUAUUGCAAAAGUUUUCCCUGAGUGCUACCAUGAAUUUGAUGACUUCAUGUCCCAAAUAGCUGCUGUUGAUAAGAAAAUAUUUAAUUAUUUGAUGGAGGAACCACCAGGAAGGUGCUGGGCUCAUUCACAUUGUCCGAGAAGGCGAUAUGAUAUGUUAACAACAAAUAUUGUUGAGUCAAUGAAUAAUGUAUUGAGACGUGCAAGAGAAUUGCCACUUUUAACAAUGAUGGAUUGCAUACAAGAAAAGUUGCAAAGCUGGUUCUAUGAAAGAAGGACAACUGCAGAAGGAAUAUUCCGUGAGAUAUCAAAUUGGGAAGAAGCAACAUUGGAAGAAAAAAUUAAACCAGCUUUUACAUUUAGAGUAUUGCCUAUUGAUCGACUCAAAUUCAAUGUGAAAGAAGGGGUUAUACCAGAAACUAUUAAAUCAGAAAUCACUAAGCCUCCAGAUGCAAAAGUAAUGCUAGGAAGAAGACAGAAGAAUCGACAUGUUUCCGGUACAGAAUUCAAGAAAGAACCAAGAUGUGGUCGCUGCAAACAAUAUGGGCAUAACAGAACAAAUUGCACAAAUUCUGCUGUAGUUCAUCCUUAUGCAAGAAAAUACAGGGAAAAAAAUGAUUGA
Nicotiana tabacum (common tobacco) is the source of this 1221-nucleotide messenger RNA. NCBI's taxonomy places the organism in Eukaryota, Viridiplantae, Streptophyta, Magnoliopsida, Solanales, Solanaceae. The record is from RefSeq and is a predicted model, not a curated record.